UGUCAGCAUUAAAAUUAAGCUGCCAAGUGUCUGCCCAGUCAACAAGAUUAUCUAAAUCACUCUGAAGCCUUUGUUGCUUGGCGUCCGUUUCCACGCUGUUAUACAUCUUGGUGUCGUCCGCGUACAUGGAGCGCAAACAUUCUACGGCAUCUGGCAAAUCGUUAAUGAACACUACGAAAAGUACAGGCCCCAUGACACUUCCUUGAGGCACUCCGCUUGUUACAGCCGUCCAGUCUGAUAGACAGCCAUUAACGCAGACUCUUUGACGUCUAUUGCUCAAAAAUGUCCUGAUCCAUCCUAACGCCUGACCAUCCACACCAAGUGCUUUUAGCUUGACGAGUAAUCUCUCGUGAGGUACCGAGUCAAAAGCCUUCGAAAAAUCUAAGUAUACUGCAUUGACGGGAGCACCCCUGUCUAAUAUCUCAGUCCAGUUCUCAAGGGUGGUGAGCAAGUUGGUAGUACACGAUCUUCCUGCCACGAAGCCAUGCUGGCAACCAGUCAAUAAACUGUUGUCACUCAAAUGCCGCAUAACCUUAUGCCUAACUAUUCCCUCCAUAACCUUGCAAGCUAUACUAGUGAGACUGACUGGCCUAUAAUUACCAGGAUUUGCUUUAUCUCCUUUCUUAAACAAGGGUGUGACCUGAGCGUCCCUCCAAUCAUCUGGAAUAAGUCUGAGUGUAUGUGAACUUGCAUUUAUAACAAAUUUGUCAAUAAAAUGGAGAAUGAAUUCCUUCCUGUCAAAGAAGAAGCCUCCUCUCUACCACUCAUACUUAUGAAUGAUAGAGAUGAGCCAAAUGUUAUGGCUCUUAGUAAUGAUCUUCAAUCUGACAUCUCUGAAUUUCCAAGCUCAUCAAAUGUGAAAGAGAGAGAGCCAGCCAAAGAUGGAUGCUGCUCUCCAUGUCUACCUAACAAGUGGAGUCCACUCACACUGAUUUAUGUGCUGUCAUUCCUUGGUCACUGGGGUGACCGAAAGUGGAUGUUCACAGCUGGCAUGAUACUUGUGCAGAUCUCGCCGUCCUCCAUGCGCCUCAUAGGCUUGUACUACGCCACCACGUGCGUGUUCGUCAUCGUGUUCGCUGCGCCCCUGGGCUCGUGGAUUGACCGCAACCCCCGCCGUCAGGUCGCUCUAACCUGUCUGCUCGUGCAGAACCUGUGUGUGGCCCUCAGCGGUGCCUGCUUCCUAGUCAUCUUGCAGGGCGCUCACUUCAUGCAAGUGCUGGUGUGGCUUGAGCCUCUGCUGCUGUGUGGCGCAGUGUGUGCUGCAGCUGUGGCUGCUGUGGCGUCUAGCGGUUGCCAAACUUGCCUCACCAAAGACUGGCUUGUCGAAGUGGCUUCUAGAAACCCUCACUUACUGGCACGUUCCAACUCCGUGAUCCGCGCUAUCGACCUGGGCACGGAGGUGAUGAGUCCCGUGGCUGCCGGCUACUUGAUGGCCGCGGUGAGCGUCAGUGUCGGCGCCGUAGUCAUCAUCGUCUGGAAUCUCUCCAGCCUCCUGCUGGAGGCCGCCCUCUACGCGCGCAUCUGGAAGCUCUGUCCGCGGCUCCAGAUCAGCAAGCCUGAGGUCACUUGCACCACUAGCAGCGAAUGUAGCGCUUUUGCACGCUUGCGACACAAGGUUGAAGCCAUGUCGUUUUCAUGGCGCGUCUACCUGACGCACCAAGUGCGAUGUGCUGGUCUGGGUCUCGCCCUCCUCUACAUGACCGUCCUAUCCUUAGACAACUACUCCAGGGCGUACCUGUUCGAGGCUGGUCUCAACGAACUAAUCCUCGGGGUGUGUACGGCAUUGUCUUCCCUGCCAGGCCUUCUUGGCUCUCUGCUCUUCCCUUUUCUCAGGCGGAAGAUGGGGUUGGAGCGGACGGGGCUGUUGGGAUUCGGCUGGCUAAGCGGUUGGUUGCUGCUGUGCGUUGCGUCAGUGUUCGCUCCAGGCUCGCUCUUCUACCUCGCCCCUUGGCAGCAGCGAGGCUCGCUGGCGUUAGGCGUUUCAUUGAUGAACUACACGACCCCGACGACCACUUCAGCUUCAUUAGCCGUUGCUGUGGCCACUAAUCUCACUGCAGGUCUCCGCACGCACGACGACAGUAUUGGAAGCAGGUCCAGUAACUUGACGGCCGGAGGCCGUGGUGUCACGGACAGCUACUGCUCGAUGGUCAUGCUACUGACAGGCAUCAUUGUGUCCCGCUUUGGGCUGUGGACCGCUGACCUGUCCGUGGUGCAGAGCAUGCAGGAGCUGGUAGCGCCUCACGAGCGUGGGGCCAUCAGUGGAGUACAAGAAUCUCUCAACCAGUUCUUCAGCCUGCUGCGCUCCCUCCUCCUCAUCGCCUUCCCUAGGAUGGACACCUUCGGCUACAUGAUCAUGCUCUCCUUUGUCUUUGUCUUCACGGGGUUCCUGAGCUACUGCAAGUUCUACGCCCAACGGAAGAAAAUAAACACACCUGUUACAGGGAAGGAGAACCAGGGAGAUAUGGAUUCUGUCAAAGUUGAAUAACAACUGAAUGUUGUGGCAAUUUAAGUGUCAGUAUAAUCCUAGUCUGUUACCUGAACCUACGCAGUUAUUUAAUUUUUGAAAUAUUUAUCACACAAAAUGUCGACUGUGAUCUACUACCAAUGCUCAGUUAGGUGACGGCCACACAAAUUUUGGCCUAUGUUAAGACGGAUGCAAGUAUUGACGUGAUCAAUUGAAUACGCGCCCCACCCGAUUACUUUUUGGGAAAAUGAUGAGCAAAUUUUGUCAUGCAGAGCUCUGAAUGUAAUACGCACGAUCCUUAGUAUGUGUUUCGGACGUAGCAGUCCCAGGCCACGAUUGAUCGCCGCCUCUGACUA
Molecule: messenger RNA, 2820 nt
Organism: Hyalella azteca
Lineage: Eukaryota; Metazoa; Arthropoda; Malacostraca; Amphipoda; Hyalellidae
Product: solute carrier family 40 member 1
Exons: 13
Coding region: 716-2485 (589 amino acids)
Biological process (GO): iron ion transmembrane transport
Cellular component (GO): membrane
Molecular function (GO): iron ion transmembrane transporter activity
Source: RefSeq, a predicted model, not a curated record